AUGGCCGACUCGGGCUCGCAAAGCAGCCUCCCAGAGCCAGAGCCGGAGAAGAAGGAGGAGAAUGAGAAAGGGGAAAAGGAGACCGAGGGGCAGGAGGAAGAAGAGGAGGAGGAAGAGGAGGGAGAAGGGGAGGGGGAGGGGGAGGGAGACGGGGAGGGGGAGGAGGAAGAAGAGGAAGAGGCGGGGGGUAAGGAGGAACAGGAGGAGACGGAAGCCCUGGACACAUUGGACAAUGAGAAUUUCUGGAAGUUCUUGGCCGAGGGUGAUGGCGAAGAAGACGACGAGCAGAUAUUCUUCCCCCGUUUGGCCAGUGUCAUCAGCCCCAGCCUGAGCACGACGCCGACACUCAGCGAGGCGGCUAGUGGUUCGCAGAGCCUGAGCGAGAGCGCGAGCGAGAGCCCACACUCGGCCACCUCCUCCCAAAAAAGUUUUCCUAAAAUAUUUCAAACGUAUAGAAAAGAAAUGCCCAAAAUGAAUAGAGAUAGGAAUGUCUAUCAAAAUUUAUAUCCAGGAAUUCAAACAUCAGUACAAACAGAAGAAAGUUGGCUUCAAGAACUCAACAAGAAGUUAUAUAGCAACAAAAGAGGUUCUCUGGAGAAAGAUGAACCUAAAAGUGUAGCUUCUGAAAUAAGAGGGAAAUGGGUAAUUAAUCCAGAAGAGUCAAAAUUAAGUAUUUUAUGUCAGCUGGAGUUUAGGGAAGACUUCAUAAAACUGUUUGAGCCUUCUCUGAGAACUUUACCCAGCAUCGGGCCACCAGCCAUUCUAUCGUACAAACCAGAGAUUUCCAAUUUAAAUAUUAAAUUCAAGGAUGAAGAGAAGGAGAUAUCAGCAAAGUGUGAAUUUUGUGGGCAAGAUUUAAGAAAUUUUCUUUCUGGUGUGGAUAUUUCUGCCGACUACAGUAUUUAUGAACUAACAAAUCAUACUACCUGUUGUACUGAUUUCCAAAAUCUGAUUGAAUAUAUCUCUGAGGAAGAACGCAAAAUCAAAAGCACUAAAGCUGAUUUGAUUUGUAUUCAUCCACAUGCAGCCCAUGGAAAUGAAGUUGACAGACUCAAAGCCAAGGAAAAAGCACUGCACAGAAAACAGGAGCGACAAAUGGCCAAACAUCUUGCGAUACUAACAAAUGAACAUUCUAAUUUCACUGAAGAAGAUUCAAGGCACUUAAAAACUAUUUCUUAUCAACUUUCUGCGGAUGUUCCAGUAAAAGAUUCAACUCAUGACACAAUAUUUGAUAUCCUAUUGGAAAACACUAAUAUACGCAUUCUGUGUCGUGAUUCUGGGAUAGCAGGUGGAAAGAUCAUGACCAAUGAAUUCUUAGAGAAGCAGUACAAACACGGGAGCCAGUUUCUGAUGUCAUUUCCAGAUGGGGCAACACAAAUAUUCUAUCCAUCUGGAAACUUAGCUAUCACGCGAGUGCCCAACAAGAUAAAUGGUUUCACUUGCAUAGUCCAAGAAGACAUGCCCACUAACCCUGCAAUCCUGGCAGUGCUGAAUUCUUCUGGCAGAAGUUCCUGUUAUCAUCCCAAUGGAAAUGUCUCGGUAUACAUCAAUAUCUUGGGAGGUCAAUCUUCAGAUCAAGCAGGCAACAGAAUAAGGGCUUGGAAUUGGUCAAGUUCUGUCGCUUCCUCAUCCUUUGUUUCAUUUAAGCCCAUUUUUCUGGCGCUGAAUCAUUAUGUUGGAGUUCGCAUCUUAGAACAAGACAAAAUUUCAAUCACUUUUCUAGCAAUGGGUCAACAGGCAAGAAUCAAUGUUGGAGCCAAAGUGAAGAUACCAAACCCUCAGGAGAUUCCAGUACUCCGGCACCUGGGCGCGGAUGACCUUCUCCUGCUGGCUUGUUUAAUAAAGAUCCGACACCUGUUUCAUAAGCUAGAAGGAUGUGUGAAGUUUCCUUCAAGCCAGGUUUCGGGAAAACUAAAGCAACCUUCCUAUCUUUCUUCACUUUCUCUAAAACUGAUUGCCCUCUGUCACAAUGCUGGUGUAACACAAGAUAUAAUUAAAACAAUAACAGCUAUAAUAAAUGAAAACAUUUAA
This is a messenger RNA of Choloepus didactylus (southern two-toed sloth), 2031 nucleotides long. It is a transcript of the gene ERICH6, whose product is annotated as glutamate rich 6. Bases 1 to 2031 code for a protein of 676 amino acids. The transcript is spliced from 16 exons. The record is from RefSeq and is a predicted model, not a curated record. Lineage: Eukaryota; Metazoa; Chordata; Mammalia; Pilosa; Megalonychidae.